AUGGAUGCAUACAUCAAGCGUUUCGAAGGUCACGCCGCUGAUUGCGGGUGGGAAAGAUCAAAGUGGGCACUCGCUCUUAGUGCAUUGUUAAAGGGUAGGGCACUAACUAUCUACCACAGUCUGGGUCCGCACCAGCGCGGAGAUUACGAGGCAUUGACAACAGCGCUGCUGAACGGUUUUGGCAUCACUGCAGACCGGAUGCUAGAGAAUUUCCGUAGAGCUCAAUUGCAAAAAGGGGAGACAUAUGUGCUAAUGUUACAGCGGUUAGAAUCGAGUCUAAACCGUUACUGUGAACUCAUGGAGACUGCUCCUGGGAGCAUGGAGUUCUAUCAACUGAUGAUUCGUGAACAGUUUUUAAAAGCAUGCGAAUCGUCUCUGCGUGUCAAGCUCAAAGAGCAAGAAGUUGUGUCAAAUCUGUCUUUGGCCAAGCAAGCUGAUCUGUGGGCUGGGGCCAGGAGACAGGUGAAAGGGGUGAAGCCGCACGAGAAGCAUCAUGCUACAGGUAUUGGCGAGGGAGCUAAGCCUAAGACUGGUGUGUCGGGGGAGCAGGGAAACUCCUCCAACAAGCAUGUGCACAAGUGCUACACCUGUGGUAAGCCAGGUCAUCGUGCAGCUGAUUGCAAGGUAAAACCGAAAUCAGGUUACAUAGCAGGUGUGAGCUCAAGUGGUAAGAAACAUCCCAACGUUGGAAAGGAUCCACUAGCUUGGACCCUUGAGGUGGUGGACGGAAAUGUUAACGGAAAAUCGGCGAAAAUCUUCCGUGACAAAGGCGCCACUACCCACAUGGUAAGAAAAAGCCUAGUAAAGCCAGGAUCUGAGACAGGUAGACAUAUCUAUGUUAAAUUCCCAAAUGGCUAUGCUAAAGAGAUAGUGGAGGUGUAUGUGUGGGUCGACACACCUUACAUCAAAGGUAAAAUUCGUGCCGUUCAACAGGAACGUGCUGUAUAUGGACUUUUAAUGGGAAAUGUUCCGAGAGUUUCUGAUUGCCCGAGUCCACCCUCGAAGAAAACGGGGGACAGUGAGGAAGCUUCUGCCUCAGCUGAGUGCAGCCACACUCAGUCAACUGAAGCCAAGGGUGACUCGCCUGGGGAUGACGUCACAGGGAGUGACCACACCCUCACCCAGCUGAAGAAUAAGGGAGAGAAGGCAAGCUGUGAAGUUAUGGAGAGAGAAGCAAAACCUCUGGUUGAAGCAACAGCAACUCCAUUAACAGGUAACUUGCUCGUGGCAGCUGUCACUACGAGGUCAGAGACCAACAAGCCGACUCGCCCAGAAAAACAUUUGAAAUUACGAGACAUUCAAGGAGUGUCUGCAAAGGAGUUUAUUGAUGUCCAAGGGAGCGACCCAACAUUAGCCCAGAUACGUAGGUAUGCUGAGGAGAAAAAAGUUUUCCAACACCAGGAACGCAAGUACUGGUACUUGCACCAUAAUGGGAAACUCGUGCGCAGUGUUGAGACGCCUCACGACAUUUGGGACCAACUCGUUGUUCCACAGGAGCAUAGAUUGGCUGCGUUCCGCUUAGGUCAUGAAGUGGUCAUAGGUCAUAUGGGUCACGCAAAGACCAGUGCGCAGAUACAAGCUGUGUUCUACUGGCCAGGAAUUACUGGGAAAAUACAGUGUUACACUCGCUCGUGUGACACCUGUCAGCGCACUACUGAUCAAAGACGGGUGAAGCCCGGGAAGCUUCAGCCCCUACCCAUCAUUGAUCAGCCGUUCAAGCUGGUCAGCAUUGAUCUGGUUGGUCCGAUCAUACCGAGUGCAACGGACGGCAGUAAGUACAUCCAGACCAUGGUCGAUCACGCAACAAGGUACCCAGAAGCAGCUGCCCUGAAAAACAUCGAGACGUCAACGGUAGCGGAAGCCCUGGUAGGUUUUUUCAGUCGCCUUCGGUGUUCAAGCCUGGCACCUUGA
Procambarus clarkii (red swamp crayfish) is the source of this 1911-nucleotide messenger RNA. RefSeq lists its product as uncharacterized. Gene Ontology annotation, biological process: DNA integration. The record is from RefSeq and is a predicted model, not a curated record. Lineage: Eukaryota; Metazoa; Arthropoda; Malacostraca; Decapoda; Cambaridae. Gene Ontology annotation, molecular function: zinc ion binding; nucleic acid binding.